UCCUAAAUGCAACCAAAUACGGGUAAUAGCUAAUAGCUAAUAGCUCAUAGUACAUUUAGCUAAUAGCAAAAUCGGUCGCCUGGCACUCAUCAUCUACCAUGUCGACGCGAUCGAAACACUUUCGAGACGGCCUACGUCUCCUCUUCUGGCUCCCACCUGCCCUCUUCUUCACCCGACACGUCUACUCGGUAGCCAGCGUGUCCGGAGCCUCUAUGCAACCGACUUUCAAUCCCGGACACGCUUCGGCUCCUCUCCACCACGACGUCGUCCUGCUCGACAGAUGGAGCGUGGCCCUGAACCUGUACAAGCGAGGGGACGUCGUCACGCUCUGGUCCCCGCAAAAUCCGAAAUUGAUGACGACCAAGCGAAUCAUCGCUUUGGAGGGUGAUCUCGUCCACCCGCUGCCCCCCUCCCCGCCUACACCUGUACGGAUACCUCUCGGCCACUGCUGGGUCGAAGGGGACUCGCACUACCACUCUCGGGAUAGCAAUACCUACGGUCCCGUCCCGCUCGGUCUGAUCACCGCCAAAGUUCCCUACUUGCUCUGGCCGAUGAAACGCUUCGGACCGGUCGACAUCGGCCCAGAACAGAAAGGGCGGGUACGAAAGAUCAAACAGAAGGCACUGGACGUCUAGGAUCUACGACAAGCGACAUUGCGCGAUCGCGGUUCAAGCUGCUGUGGGAUCAGCUCGAAGCAUUAUGCCUCCA
Filobasidium floriforme is the source of this 708-nucleotide messenger RNA. RefSeq names its product peptidase S24/S26A/S26B/S26C. The record is from RefSeq and is a predicted model, not a curated record. Gene Ontology annotation, molecular function: serine-type endopeptidase activity. Gene Ontology annotation, cellular component: membrane; mitochondrial inner membrane peptidase complex. Gene Ontology annotation, biological process: mitochondrial respiratory chain complex assembly. The coding region runs from base 99 to 635 and encodes 178 amino acids. NCBI's taxonomy places the organism in Eukaryota, Fungi, Basidiomycota, Tremellomycetes, Filobasidiales, Filobasidiaceae. The transcript is spliced from 4 exons.